This is a messenger RNA of Beta vulgaris subsp. vulgaris (sugar beet), 1068 nucleotides long. Its product is annotated as protein FAR1-RELATED SEQUENCE 7-like. The record is from RefSeq and is a predicted model, not a curated record. Lineage: Eukaryota; Viridiplantae; Streptophyta; Magnoliopsida; Caryophyllales; Amaranthaceae. The transcript has 3 exons. Gene Ontology annotation, biological process: regulation of DNA-templated transcription. Bases 1 to 1068 code for a protein of 355 amino acids.
AUGGAUGAGGAUAUAGACGACACCGAUACUUUCUUUCAUAUGGAGAAUUGGGAGAAAUUUGACAACGAUCUAGAAGAUUUCGAUGAGGAAGAUAUGAAGCAAUUAUACUUUGACACUCUUAAAAACAAUGUUGGGUUUUAUAUGUUGUAUGCCAAGGUUAAAGGAUUUAGGAUCCGACACAUAUCCCCAACUAAGAGUGCAAGUAGUGAUCACUUCACCUCAAAAACCAUAUGGUGCAAAAAGCAAGGUUUUCGUGAUAACCAAUAUUUGGAAAAUCCGGAUCGGAAGGCUUCCGAAAGGGCACUUACAAGAUGCCCUUGUGAAGCGAUUGUUAAGUUCAAAUGGGAUAAACUUCAGAAAAAAUACUUUAUCAAGGAAUUCAACGAUGUCCACAAUCAUGAUCUUGUUCCCUCACACCAGGUAAUUACGACAACUUGUUUGGACUUUUUCUUAACAUACACAUGGGACAAAGACAAAAGCUUGGAGAAGAUGUUUUGGUGUGAUGGGACAUUCCGCCGCGAUUACAAAACAUUUGGUAAUGUCAUUGCGUUUGACGCGGCUUACAAGUGCCACGCUUACAAUAAGCCAUUAGUUGUUAUCGUCGGCAUCAAUCACCAUGGGAAAGCAGUCCCAUUCGUUGUUGCUUUGGUUUCAGAUGAAACAACGGAGACCUAUAAAUGGAUUUUGGAGCAGGUGAUCCAAUAUGGGGAAGGAAAUAUACCACACACGGUAAUAAUUGAUGGGGAAAAGGCCAUGGAUGCUGCAAUCAAGAUUGUCCUACCAAAUUCCCAUCAUAGAUUAUGUUUGUGGCAUUUGAUGACAAAUAUUAAAAAAAAUGGAAGAAAACGGUUUGACAAUGGCUUCAUGAAAUGCAUUCACAAAUGUCGAACAGGAAAAGAAUUUGAUGAUGUGUGGCAUAAACUUGUUGUAAAGUACAAAUUGCGAGAAAAACAAUGGGCCAAGGAUUUGUACAAUAACAAGGGAAAAUGGAGAGAAACAUUUAUGCAUGGCCAGUUUUUUGCCGGUAAGAACAAAUCUGAAUUAUUCCCUUCAUGCAUAUCUUUAUGA